Molecule: messenger RNA, 1001 nt
Organism: Callorhinchus milii (elephant shark)
Lineage: Eukaryota; Metazoa; Chordata; Chondrichthyes; Chimaeriformes; Callorhinchidae
Product: interleukin-8
Exons: 4
Coding region: 59-352 (97 amino acids)
Biological process (GO): antimicrobial humoral immune response mediated by antimicrobial peptide; inflammatory response; chemokine-mediated signaling pathway
Cellular component (GO): extracellular region
Molecular function (GO): chemokine activity; CXCR chemokine receptor binding
Source: RefSeq, a predicted model, not a curated record
AGAAUAACUUUCAACAGUUCUGACUGCAGAUUAGCAGGAGAAGCAGAGGUAACCAGAAAUGAAGACCCAUGUGAUGAUUUUGCUGCUAGGAAUAGUUGUCAUCUGGGUGGCUGUUGAAGGAAGCCUAGGGCCUGGAAUUCAAUCAAGAUGCAAAUGUAUUAGAACUACAUCUGUGUUUAUCCACCCAAGAAGAUACCGACAUAUUGACGUUUUUCCUCGGAACCUCUAUUGCAGAAGAAUGGAAAUCAUAAUUACUCUAAAGAAUAAGAAGGUAGUUUGCAUCAAUCCGGUGACCCCAUGGGUCAAGAAAAUUGUUGUCAUCCUGAGUAAACAAAGACAAAAUGUACCUUGAAGACCUCUACACAAUGAAUGUGAAAACAUUGCUUCAACAGAAUCAAUUCCACUGCACACCAGGAGCCAUAUCUCCAUUACUCUACUCCUACUCUUGCAUUAAAGCACCAGAAAUAGAUUAUUUUAACCACUUUAUACCCUUUAAUUAGGAUUGCAGCAAUCUAUGGAAUAAGGGUUGUGAUUGUGUUGGGGGAGAGAUAAGCAGAUAACAUUGCAGAGAUGGAGCAGAAAGUGGAUUUGGUCAAGACUGCUUAAACAGAUGUUGCAAAAGCAAGUUGUCGUGAUCAACCACACAAUUUCAAUCUUGCAAGAACUGAUAAUAAAGUAUCCUUUUUGGAUACUGAGGAAAUUUUUUUUCAACUGUACAAACUGUUGUGCAUACUCCCUAUUCAGCAAAAACAUCAAGGCAGCAGUCUGACCAGAGUUGGAAUUGCAUACACACAACCGCAGAUUUGUAUCACUGAAUAAAUUAUUCUUCAGACUUGAUGUAGACAAAUUUAGCUUCAUGAGUACCACCAACAGAAAUAAAAUCAAGACCUCCAGAUUUAAGUUACAUGGAUAAAAACGCUAAAAGGUUUUUCAGGACAAUUUCAUGCAAGAUAUUGUUACAAUGAAAAGAGCAAAUUUUUAAAUGGCCAUUUAUUGCCUAC